This is a messenger RNA of Pocillopora verrucosa, 5697 nucleotides long. NCBI's taxonomy places the organism in Eukaryota, Metazoa, Cnidaria, Anthozoa, Scleractinia, Pocilloporidae. The record is from RefSeq and is a predicted model, not a curated record.
AUGGCCGAUGAAGGUGAAGAUAAUUAUUCAAACUCCGACGGAACUGACAGUGACGAUGUCAGUGAAGAGUUUAGGAAGGAAGACUUUGUUCUGAACCUUCAAGAAAGAGAAAAAGAAGAAUUCCAACUGGAAGAUGAAGAAGAAGAGCUAAUUGACGAGAAGGAGGAAGAACGAUUGGCAAAAGAGCUAGGGACACUAAAUGAAGGUGGAGGACCAGAAGAACCUCGUGUUAUGCGUUUGGUCAGAGAGAGUUUUUAUGGCCAAAGAGUGAAUACGAAGUUUGUCAACAUCCUGACAGACUUUGCAGACGCGGAGAUUUUCCUAAUUGACGGCGACUCCUUGCUGUUAGAAAUUGUUGGUGAGAAAAGCUUGGACUGGAAUAACGGGGGACAGUUUCUGCAUCUAACAUACUUAACGGAGCGAUUUUUGCAAAAGUUCACAGAGAAAGGUGGUGUUUUCCACAUCGUCUUUCUUAAAGAAAUGGAAAUUAUGUGGAGAAGUAACCCGUUCUUGCUGCUCGCUCGAGAAGCCCUUAUUCUUCAUCUCCAGUACAACACAGAUUUUAUUGUGAAAACUUCAAUGGUGGAUUUCUGGGGACAGGAGUGGCAUGAUUACGUUAAUGACGAAGUUCCUGCGUUUGUGCUGUUGACAGAUGCUGAAAACAUUCCUUGGAAGCAUGGCAACCUAAAAGAAACAAUGCAAUAUUUUUUCCGGUGUCUCUUGUUUCAUUGUCUUGCACAUGGAUUGAAUUGUGUGUUCAUUUCGGGCAUCCAGAUAACUGCCACCAAAGUGAUGGGAUUUUACAUCAAUUCCUCGGCUAUUCACAAAAACUACUUUACGAAGUUUGAACAGCCAAUAAGGAAAACAUGGCAAUUUCUAGUGAGUGACUGGCAGGAUCAGGCAUAUAAAUCCUCUCCGAGACGGUCGGAGACUUUUCCUCGAGAUGCUCUGAUUGACAUAGAAGCAGAGGUUCGCAAAGCUCUUCAGCCUCCUCCACAAGGUGGCUGUCGGCAGGUUGCCGCAGUCCUUGGGUGUGCGCUGAUCCUUUUUAAAGCUGUCAAAGACUCUAGAAACACCAAGAAAACGAUGAAAAUUGAAGAGGACAGAAUGAAACUUUUCUUGCUUCAUAUUGUAUUACUGAACAAACUGCCGUUGAAGUGUAGAGCUCACUUCAUAGACGAGAACUUGUUGAAUGAAUUCUGCAGAGCAAAGGAUGGUAACGUCUUUCCCUUCAACGAGAUCCAUAGGUGUUUAUGGGAGAUUUUAAAGACAGUACAAGAUGUGCAGGGGGAUGCACGUAGAGACCAAACAGGCAAUGGCUUUUUUAAGUCUGUAGCAGAUUUAAUGGAUGGGCGUCUGGUCCAUACGCUCUUUUCAGUUGUCUUGCAGCAAAGGUCAAAAGGCGUUGAAGGACUCAGUCUACCAGGGGAUGUCAUCACGGAAGUAGAAGAUGCGUGGAAAAAUGUUGUAGAUGUUGUUAACAGGUCAUGCGGUUCCCAUUCCCUUGAGGCCGAGUUUUUUCCCUUUGCCAAGGAUUUGGCUGAUUUUCAUGUGGCAGUUGUUUCGGUUGUACGUUCUGAUGCAAACUCCACCAUGAAACUUAGGCGACUUACUGAGGUGCAAAGUGAUCUUGUGAAUGACUAUGCUGGAGAUAUUCGGACAGAAAUUAACGCCAUGUCAGAAGAAAUGAGUGAUGACGAAGUACCCAAUGUUGGCCGAGAAUUUGAUGAACGAUAUCACUGGCAUUCUCUUAAGCCUCUUUCUGAUGAUUACGACAGAACUAAGAUAUCUAUUACUGAAAAACCUCCAAAAGAUCGUAGGCAAAAGAAACGGUAUUCUCAAGAUAAGCAGAAAUAUCCUCUCUAUCAAAGAUUAUACGGCGAUUCACUUGUUGGUGGCGCUGAUCAACAAAAAACGAUCGUUGCCCGAAAGUCAGGGUCAAGGAAAAAAAAACGGGAAAGAAAGGAACCUAAAACGAGCAAAAAGGCUUUGGGAAUGAAAGAGAAAAAUUCUAAAAAUAUGGCCGAGAAAACGGAAUUGGUAGAUCAAGAAAAAUGGGAUAACAUUUUGAGAAAAAUCGAAACAAAUCUGAGGAGAGAUGACUUCAGUAAUGUUCUUGAAUUGGUUGAUAAUUAUCUGUUAGACUGCAAAUCUCUGGAAAUUCGUCUUCACGCGCUCAUGACAAAAGUGGACUGUUGCUUUGAAGCCUGGAAACAGACAAGAGAUGCUGACCCAGAAUCUAAUGAUUUGAAAUAUCCUGUACUUUUGAUGGAAAGUGUCCAUAGAAUUUCUCAAGACUUCCCAAGUGUUCUGAAUGAUGAAGACAGAAAGAAACUUGCUGGAAUUAUGCAAAAGUUAGGAUUUGACGACCUUGUUCCUUUGUUUUAUGAGAUGCCAUUAGAUCAUGAGAUAAAGACUGAAGGGCUUUUUGUUUACACCACAAGCACCAGAUUCCAACUUGAAUACAUGGGGCAUUUGCUGAAGCGGGAAGUGAGAACCGAUCUGGACCCUCGGGUUAAACAUUUUAUUCCGGAUACAUGGCAGCGCGAACUUCUCGAUGCUGUCGAUAACAAUGAAUCAGCUGUGAUAGUAGCACCAACUUCUUCAGGAAAGACCUACGCCUCCUACUACUGCAUGGAGAAAGUUCUGAAGCAAGACAAUGAUAGUGUAGUGGUCUAUGUCGCACCGACAAAGGCUUUGGUCAAUCAAGUCGCUGCUACAAUUUAUGCGCGGUUUACAAAAAGGAUGCCUGGUGGGAGAUCAGUGUACGGUGUUUUUACUAGGGACUAUCGUCACAACGCACUAAAUUCUCAGAUUCUUGUUACAGUCCCCCAGUGUUUGGAGAUCCUCUUUCUCUCUCCGCGCCGACAGGAUUGGAUUAGGAACGUAAAAUACGUUAUUUUUGAUGAGGUUCACUGUAUUGGUUCCGAAUCUGGAGCUGAAGUGUGGGAGCAUCUCCUUCUUAUGAUUCGCAGUCCCUUCUUGGCGCUAUCAGCAACCAUUGGAAAUCCAGAGGAUCUAAGACUCUGGCUGCAAGCCGCCCAAGACUUUCAUGAAGAGCAGGACAAGAAAAACAAUGAAAAUCUGAGGGAGUCAUAUCGGGUCAGAUUAGUUCAAUUUGAAGAAAGAUACUCCGAUCUGGAGAAGAGCAUUUUCCUUCCAAGUCCUAAUAAUGAAGGACAACAUGUUAACAACGACAGCGACGAGGAGUUCGUGAGACUUCAUCCAUGUGCCCAGCUAGGAUACAAACAGCUUCUAGAAAGUGGUUUUCCAGGUGAUAUGGCACUUACACCAAAAGAGUCUCUGCAGUUGUAUGACACUAUGGUUAGUGUGUGGCCAGACUGUGAAUCACUUCAGCAUCUUUGUCCUGAAACAUAUUUCCUGGAAAAUAAAUUGAUCCAAAAGUGUCAUGCUCGGCAAUACGAGAGAGACCUGAAGAGGGAGUUCAAGUCUUGGACAGACAGCACAGAGUUGACAAAGGUUCAGUCAGUUAUUGAUUCUUUAAACUCAGUUUUUUUGGAAACUCAUUCGUCAACGGAAGAACGAUGGGGUGAACAGAGAAUGACUUCGUAUGGCAAAAUAUUCAUAAAGAAAACUUUUGAAAAACUUAUCAACGAGCUCAAAGCCCAGGAGAAACUGCCUGCCUUGAUAUUUAGCGAUGAUCGUAGACUCUGCGAAGUUUUGGCCCUCGGUUAUGCUCAGAAACUAGAAAACAAGGAACUAGUUAUGCGAAGAGAGGCCGACACACGAGAAGCAAGACUUGCACAGAAGAGACAAGAAAAAGCUGAAAAAAAGUUACAGAGAAAAAGAGAUGAAUUACAGAAAGAAAAAGAGUAUAACUGCUCUCCAAACAGAUUAAAAAGCCAACCGGAUGAGCAAGAUGAGAGUGUUUCUAUUUCAGCCGUGGAUAAAAUUCUACUCAAGUGCUCAUUGGCAUUUACAUUUGGGAUUGGAAGAAAGGAUUACGAAAAGAUAACAAAGAGAAUCUCGUACAUCCCUGACAAAUCAUUAUUUAAGCGGGCUCUAAAACGAGGAAUCAGCUAUCAUCAUGGCGGAUGUAAUGCGAAAAAGCGUUCCGUGGUGGAAAUGUUGUUCAGAGGCAAAUACCUUCAGGUGGUUAAUUCAACUGCAACGUUGGCUCUUGGUAUUCACAUGCCUUGUAAGACAGUCGUGUUUGCCGGAGACUCGCACUACUUAAAUUCACUGCAGUACCGGCAGGGCUUUAUUUGUCAUUUUCAAAUGUCUGGCAGGGCGGGUCGGAGAGGUUUUGAUCCCGUGGGAAAAAUCAUUUUCUUUGGAAUUCCUUACCGUAAAAUCCAACGCCUCAUGACUGCAAAUAUCCCGAAGCUUGUCGGCAACUACCCCAUCACUGUCUCACUGGUUCUGCGGCUGCUUCUGAUGACGACCCAAGCAGAUGACAAGAAAGAUGCUCUCACUAAGGCCCUAGCAUUGCUGUCUCAUCCUUUUAUUUGCCAAAAGUACCCGCAAAUGGAAACCCAGAUCAAGCUACAUUUCCUCUUCAGCGUUCAACUUUUAACUAGAUUGUCUCUUAUAAACAAAGAAACCGGAGCUCCACAGGAAAUGGCCGGACUGGCGACCCAUCUUCACUACCAUGAACCCUCCAAUUAUGCCCUCAUCAGUUUUCUACAAUGUGGUCUCUUCCACGAGCUGUGUCAGCCAGGGACAAACGGUAAAUUUUCUGAAGAUGUUAUGAGGAAAAUGGUGCUUGUUCUGAGCCACUUAUUUGGAAGAACUUAUGUUCAUCCCUCGAUCAUGCUAAGGACACCAUCCUCUUCAAAAGUCAUUUUGGAGGAUCUCCCGAAUAAAUUUGUCAAGGCAGUCAAAAGCUACAACCGUCAAGUCACCGAUGUGUUCAGUCAGUACCUUGCCACAGUGGCUCAGUGGCUGGAAAAAGACAGAGGAGAGGAUAACAAACUCCCUUUAUCAGGAAUAGAAUUUCCGAAAAAAGCCAGCAUUGAUGACAUUGACGAGAACGAUAUGAUCAAAGUCCUUGCGAACUCUUCUAUACAGUAUUCGGCUUGUUCCUCGUUCGCUGCGCUAUCAGGAAAUACAGAAUUCCAAUUACAUCCUUCAAGCCAAAGAACGAAUGGCCAAAGUGAAGCUGAGGUUAACAGUGACGAGGAUGAAUGCGAGGAGGAGCCACUUAAAUAUCUACUCACGAUCAUUCGUCAAGGUGUCUACACUGAUAUGAAUCUUGUACCCAUUCUCCCAGUCAAGAAUACCCUGCCCCUGAAUGCUUAUGCUUUGGACUUUUUCAAGCAUGGAUCCUCCACAGUCAUUGCGAAAGAAAACGGAAUGCAAGCUGGCGAUGUCUUCGAUGCUCUCAAGGAGUUUUACCUGACUAUCAAGUCAAUCAGUUGUUCACUGGAAGAGCUCAGUGUCUAUCCUGAAACUGACAAUGUAGUUUUGGCUUUUAAACAGCUGGCACAGGAGUACGGGGAGAAAUUCAAAGAGGCGUUUGAGGCAUAGGAAGUUGCGAAUUCUCGUGUUCAACUCGACAUCUGACUCGUUUCGCUGCGCUCACUAGUGAGCUAUUGAGUUAAACACUCGAAGAGAAAUUCCUUAUCUACGUGCGCCCAUGUAUUAUUCUCUAUUUGUUUAUGACUUAUUUCUUCGGGAAAAUCCACAAUGUUUUAAAUCAUCAACUUCCGGUUAUUCUGUGAAUGCUACGCAAUG